Messenger RNA from Puccinia triticina, 2148 nucleotides. RefSeq lists its product as uncharacterized. Bases 1 to 2148 code for a protein of 715 amino acids. The record is from RefSeq and is a predicted model, not a curated record. The transcript has 5 exons. Gene Ontology annotation, molecular function: protein binding. Lineage: Eukaryota; Fungi; Basidiomycota; Pucciniomycetes; Pucciniales; Pucciniaceae.
AUGAGCCGCAUCCCCCUCCCAACACAGCCCAGCCUCACCAUGGGACCACCCCCCAGGGCCACACGCCCCAACAGCAUCUACUCCGACGAGAACACCGCCACCAGCCCCUCCGCACACCGCAACACAUCCUUCCAGAGCUCGCUCAGCGAAACCAGGCAGCGCCAGGGACGCAAGGACGAAGCCAUCAGGAAAAAAAUAGAAAACGAACUGCAGCGCAAGCGCCCCGGCCAGAAACGCACCACCCAGCACGCCGGCGGACCCCGCCCGAAGCGACAGCCCGGCACAGUCUCAGCACUCCGCCCGCUCCCAGCACUCACCGUGCCCGACAACAUCACCGUCGCAGAUGCCUCCCAGCUCUGUGCCGCCAAACGGACCGACUGCGUGCUCGUAGUCGACGAGGACGAACAUCUCUGCGGGAUAUUCACCGCCAAAGACCUCGCCUUCAGGGUCAUCGCAGACGGAAUGGAUCCCCGCACAACCCCCGUCUCGGCGAUCAUGACCCGCAACCCGAUGGUCACCAUCGACACCACCUCGGCCACCGAAGCACUCACCACCAUGGUCACCAGAGGAUUCAGGCACUUGCCGGUCUGCAACGACGAGGGAGACGUCAUCGGACUGCUGGAUAUCACCAAAGUGUUUCACGAGUCGCUCGAGAAGCUUGAGCGCGCCUACGGCUCCUCCCAGAAGCUCUACAACGCCAUCGAAGGCGUCCAGUCCGAGUUCGGCAACGCCACAACGCGCGGGGCCACCCCGGGCGCGGUGAACCCGCUGAUGGCCUACGUCGAGGCCCUCCGGAACAAGAUGUCCUUCCCCGACCUCGGCUCCAUCCUCGAUGCCCGGACGAGCGCGGCGACGGUGGGCGUCAAGACGAGCGUCAAGGAGGCCGCCGUCCUCAUGCGCGAACACCACACCACCGCCGUCUGUGUGAUGGAGAACGACGGCAGGCGGAUCGCCGGGAUCUUCACCAGCAAGGAUAUCGUCCUCAGGGUCAUCGCCGCCGGGCUCGAUGCCCGCACCUGCAGCGUCGUCCGCGUCAUGACCCCUCACCCCGACACGGCCCUUCCAAGCUUGAGCAUUCAGGAAGCCCUGCGCAAAAUGCAUGAUGGCCACUACCUCAACCUUCCUGUUGUCGACGAGGCUGGACAGCUGCAAGGCUGUGUGGACGUGCUCAAGCUGACGUACGCGACUCUGGAACAAGUCAACUCGAUCAGCUCCGAGGUGACCAACGACGACUCGGGGGGCCCGGUGUGGAACCGGUUCUUUGCCUCGUUUGGCCAAGCGGGCUCGGUGGACGAAGACAGCACGUCGAUCGUCUCGGGCUCGCAGCUCGGCGGCCCAAGCGAGGCCGGCCCGCACACGCCGCUCAACCGCCACAAGACGGCGCACGACGGCCAGCAUGCGGGGCUCGAGACGCCGGGCUCGGAGCUGGCGCCGAACGACUCGGCCUCGGUCGUCCAGGAGGACUACGAGUCCGCGCUCGCCGGCCGCAGCACGCUCCAGAGCGUCGCCAGCAGCCAGCAGUACCCCGGCAUGCUCCCCUCGGACUACGACGAUGGCACCUACCUCUUCAAGUUCAUCGCCCCCUCGGGCUCCGCCCAUCGCUUCCAGGCCCGCUACGACUCGUACGAGUUCGUCCGGGAGAUCAUCGUCGGCAAGAUCGAGUCCGACCCGUUCAUCGCCGACCAUCCGAGCAGCUCGACCACCGUCAAGCCGGACCCUCACGACUUCCAACUGGCCUACCUCGACGACGAGAACGACCUGGUGCUGAUGACCUCGGACAGGGACGUGACGGAUGCGGUGAACCAGGCCAAGAAACAACGCAAGGACCGCGUCGUCCUCCAUCUCCGAGGGGGGAAGAGCUGGGGCGACUCGGAGCUGUCCAAGAAGAAGGCCGCCGAGGUGCACUCGUCCACCCGUCUCAAAGCCGUCACCGAGGCUGAAGAGAUCGAGCACGACGAGCUCGAGGAACGUCACUCCCAGACCGGCGCCUCCAGAUCUCUCAGGAAACUGACACCCGCGAAUCAGAUCCCCCCCGCCGACCCGACCCUCCCCCUCAGCAUCCCCAAGGAAUUCAUCCUCCCCGCCGCCAUAGGCUUCCUCGGCGUCGUCAUCCUCGGCGUCUUCCUGGCCAGCAAGCCCGGCCAUUGA